ACGAGCGAACGGCUAUAAAACGCGGGUGGAUAACUAGUCGGUGCAGGAUUUUCGUUCGGAAGUUUCCAAGCAUCCGGCUACGUAUUGGUAAAGACGUGUGAACAAUUCUUUCAUUCCCUUUUCAAAACUUAAGACGGGAUCACCAUGAAUUUCUGGACCGUUCUCGCCGUUUGCGGAUUGAUGAGUAGCGCCUUGUUAGUGGAGGCCAAAUCAAAAACCUUCCGCGAACUCAUAACGAACAAAGCAGUCGGUUCUUGCGUGGGUCGAUGUGGCCAGUCCGGAACCGACUCAACUAAGCCGUGCCAAUGUAACCUGUCAUGCCAAACAUACGGGGACUGUUGUGAUGACUUCCUUGCUACAUGUAACACUUGCAAUGGACGCUGCUCUACAUCCUACAAUAACAAGUGGCCUUGUCAAUGCAAUGUCGAAUGCCCAUCCUACGACAAUUGCUGCGCAGAUUAUGAUGCUUUAUGCCUAGGAGUUACAACAACUGUGAAAACCACUCCUACAACAACCACCACUACAGUUGCAACGACCACACCAGAAAGCUUCACUUGCCCCAACGAUCUGUUCGGCAGAUAUCCUAACCCAAACGACUGCCACUCGUACUACGAAUGCCUUGCUGGGCAGGAAUAUCUCAUGAAUUGUCCACCUGGCCUCUACUACAAUCCGGAUUUACAAGUCUGCGAUUACCUUGAUAAUGUUCCUUCGUGUCAAUAAAUAAAUCAUAAAUAGACUGGUAGCUACCG
Daphnia magna is the source of this 749-nucleotide messenger RNA. RefSeq names its product proteoglycan 4. The transcript is spliced from 4 exons. Gene Ontology annotation, biological process: immune response. Gene Ontology annotation, cellular component: extracellular region. Gene Ontology annotation, molecular function: polysaccharide binding; chitin binding; scavenger receptor activity. Lineage: Eukaryota; Metazoa; Arthropoda; Branchiopoda; Diplostraca; Daphniidae. The coding region runs from base 145 to 720 and encodes 191 amino acids. The record is from RefSeq and is a predicted model, not a curated record.